Messenger RNA from Camponotus floridanus (Florida carpenter ant), 2472 nucleotides. Its product is annotated as fatty acyl-CoA reductase 1. Gene Ontology annotation, cellular component: peroxisome. Gene Ontology annotation, molecular function: alcohol-forming very long-chain fatty acyl-CoA reductase (NADP+) activity. The record is from RefSeq and is a predicted model, not a curated record. The transcript is spliced from 8 exons. The coding region runs from base 16 to 1611 and encodes 531 amino acids. Lineage: Eukaryota; Metazoa; Arthropoda; Insecta; Hymenoptera; Formicidae. Gene Ontology annotation, biological process: long-chain fatty-acyl-CoA metabolic process.
AAUGCAUUAUUCAUAAUGAGAUUUUAUAUAUUCCAUCAAGGUGGACGUAGUUCGUCACAGUCAAAGUUUGAUACCGAUAACAGUAACUUCGACAAUUGGAGAAUUAUCGAAGCGCAGAUAUUAUCAGGAACCACGAUGACUAACCGAAUCGAAGAGACGGAAGUCGAUACGGCGCAAAGUGAAAUUGCGCAAUUUUUCUCAGGCCGCAAAGUUCUCGUAACAGGUGGCUUGGGCUUCCUCGGGAAGCUUCUAAUCGAAAAAUUGUUGCGAUCCUGCCCGAACAUCGCGAUAUUGUACGUAUUUGUGAGAAGAAAAAAUGGAAAGAGUCCUCAAGAACGCAUCCAGCAACUUGCUGAAAUGCCCUUAUACGAGAGAUUGAAGAAGGAACAGCCCGACUUCUUGCAGAAAUUAAUAGUAAUCGAAAGUAAUUUGAACACGACAAAUUUAGGGUUGUCUCCGCAAGAUCGAACUACACUGCUCGAUACAAACGUUAUUUUUCACGGUACAACGAUUAUACGUUCCAAUCAAAAAUUGCGCACCAUGGCGAACAUUCAUGUGCAAAGCACCAAGCAAAUAUUACUGUUGGCGAAAGAGAUGCCUGAUCUCAAGGCCUUUGUUCAUCUGUCGUCCGUCUUCGCUUAUUCCGUAAUCAAAUCCAUCGAAGAGAAACAUUAUCCCCCGCCCCUGGAGACCGAUAAAUUGUUGUCACUGUUAAAUAACUUGAACGAUGAUAAAUUGGAGACUAUCGCUCCGGCAUUGAUCGGCACCUGGCCCAACGUGUUCGCAUUUACGAAAGCAAUCGCGGAGGACACGGUGCUGCGAUAUCGUGGCGGGAUACCGGCGUGCAUCGUGCGAUCGUCCGUCGUGACUCCGACCUGGAAGGAGCCGAUCGCGGGCUGGACCGACAGCGUUUACGGGCCCGUUGGCCUCCUGGCCGGCUCGAGCCUCGGCUUAUUGCGCACGAUACAUUGCCACACCGACAAAAAGCUCGACUUUGUACCGGCCGAUUACGUGACGUCGAGUCUGAUCGCCGCCGCCUGGCACACCAACGUGAGGAACGUUAAGAAGGACUUUAAAGUAGACGUGGAUACCGGUAUUGUGCCGAACGUGGAAAGGGUACCGGUGUACAACUGCGUUUCCUCGUGUCAAAGUCCGAUAACCUGGCAAACGUUUCGAAAACACGUACGCAACCACGCAUCGAAGAUACCUGGGGCGAAAGACAUACGGCUACAGUGCAUAUUUUGGACCAGUAGACUGUGGAUACACAAGAUUCUCAUGUUCCUGUUCCACUUGUUGCCCGCGAUCAUGGUGGACGCGGCGGCUAUUGUCACCGGCCGAGACGCAAGGUGGUGCAAGAUCUACGAUCUGAUACACGCUCAUCUCUCGGCAACGUCUUACUUUACGACGCAGCAGUGGCACUUUACGAAUAACGCGAUGGUCAAACUAUGGGGACGAAUGAACGCGGUGGAUCGCGAGAUAUUCGAGUUCGACAUGAGUAACUUCGAUUGGGUCGAAUACGUGAAACGAAUGACUCGUGGUAUUCGCGCAUUUAUCGACAAAACCCCGUGGGACGCCGUAAAGGAGGGACUGGCUGAAUAUAUCGAACUCUGAUCCCCAUAUGUUCCCGAAGACUCAAGUCGCACGUGUAGCCGGAACGCGCUUUCUCUACGUAAUUUAUAUAAUCAAGAGCUCACAAUUUGCAACACCUACAUUUUUCCCUCGUUAAGUGAUAUUUUAUAAAGAUAUAUGUUGCAUUAAUUAUAAAAAAUAUACGCAUUACAAACGACACACUGACAAUCAAAUAGUCAUUAAGUAGAAAGUUAUAGAAAUUAUAUAUAAUUUACAUUUCAUCAUAAAUUAUAGAUUUUACUCUCAAUGUUAUUAUAAUAAACUAGUACUUUUACACCAGCGCGAAAACGUCGACUAGAAAAUAGGACUGACAACAGACGAGGCCAGGCAGUGAAAGCGGAGGUUCGGAAAAAUUGGAAACUGUACAUUUACACCAGCACGAUGGGGAACGUCACCUCGAUGAUUUACUGGUAAUAACGAUAACGUUCGGGAUCACCGGGUGAAAUCUACUAUUCAUCAGAAAUGCGAGUAUCGCGUAUCUGCUGAUAUUCGAGCAUAUGUGCUACACGCUCGUAAACCAUGCCCGACAACAAUGCAGCCUCUUCGGUCUGAUUGUCACUGUUCCAGAACGUAGGAGGGCACUCGCGGAACCUCAACGACCACGAGGGACAGCAUGGGAAAUGGUAAUAGAUCUUCAGGAAUGUGUAAUUAUCAUUAUCCUAAUAUAUAUCUCUCAUUUAAUCGGAUUUAUUGAGAUGUACUACUGUUUAAAUAUCCAUAAUUUGACACGUAAGUAAGAGUUGAAUCAUGGAAACCGUUAAUUAAAUAGAGCAUGUAAUCUCUCCAACAAUAAUAAAAUUAAUAACUGAUAUAAAAGCUAUAAAUAAGAUGAUGAGAGAAAAU